GCAACAUUUCCUCACUUCCAAUAGAUGGCGCUCUUCUGAUCAACUACUAUUUCUGGAGAAUUACUGAGGAAGUGAUUAGCGCUCUACAGAGGGGACAGAUGCCAGAAACAGAAAUAGUAAACAUGAAAGUGAGAAGCAGACUGUAGCGUGAAGCUGUCUGUGUAACGUUAGUGUUCAGCGGCCCACUGAGAUCGGAUCCGUGUGUUUAUUCGCGUCUGACGGCGGACAGUCGAGACCGGACGGGCGAGAUCAGCGAGAAGAAGAUCAUGUACAACAACAACGGCAGCAGCAGCACACCGUCCUCCUCCUCUUCCUCAUCUGAGGCUGGAGACAUGAAAAGUGCACUGUUCAGCCCGGGCGAGCCGCUCAGACAGCCGCGCACGACUCCUCCGGCGUCCGACGGCGGCGCAGAGAGCAGAUCCCCCAUUCCUUCAGGACACAAUAGCAGCAGUGCUGUAGAUGCACUUGUGAAAAACUCUAAACUGUCUGCCGCAGCACCUGAGUUUGUCCCGGGCAAUUAUGCAUCGUUCCAGGAUGACGUGUAUUCCGAUGGAUCUGAAGAUUACUACCCUGAGACCUCACUGGCUGAUUUCGUUCAGGAUUUCGUAAGCCAUCUGAACUCGUCUCCGGGGUCCUUCGAGUCAGAAAUCGAUUACAUCACGGAUAUGCUGAACAGCUGCGUCACUACAGAGGAGAUUCUGCAGGAGCUGGUAGAGCUCAUCUACGUACAGUCCACGUCUAUCCCUAACUUUGCCUACACGGGUGCACGGCUCUGUAACCAUCUGUCUCAUCACAUCCGUCUCAGUCCAGCCAGCGGUAACUUCAGACAGCUGCUGCUGCAGAGGUGUCAAACCCAGUUUGAGCAGAGGGAGCAGGCCGUGAGAGGAGAUCCAGGGACCCAGAAAAGGUUUCACUAUUAUGUGCUGUUUCUGGGGGAGCUUUACCUUAACCUGGAGAUAAAAAGUAGAAAGGACACACCCGGGCGAGCUAACGUCUUACUGGGAGCGCUAAAGGAACUUUUGAACACAUUAUUCUCUCACGCAGAUGACCCCAACCUAAUGUGUGCUGUCAAAUUACUUAAGCUGAGCGGUUCCAUUCUGGAUGACACAUGGAAGGAGAAAGGCCAGUCAGACAUGGAUGAGAUAAUCAAGAAGAUUGAAGACGUUUUGCUGGAUGUCAAAUGCAGCCGAGAUGUCAAGCAGAUGCUGUUGAAACUGGUGGAGUUACAGUCCAGUAACUGGGGUCGAGUUCACACAGCAAGUGUGUCCAGUGACGCUACACCAGACAAUGACCCCAACUACUUUAUGAAUGAACCAACCUUCUACACGGCGGAUGGGACGCCUUUUACAGCAGCAGAUCCUGAAUACUCAGACAAAUAUCAGGAGAUUCUAGACAGAGAAGACUACUUCCCUGAUGCAUAUGAAGAGAAUGGAAAUGAUUUGUAAGUAGAUAUUUAUGCGGUGAUGA
This is a messenger RNA of Sinocyclocheilus rhinocerous, 1467 nucleotides long. RefSeq names its product poly(A) binding protein interacting protein 1 (gene paip1). Gene Ontology annotation, molecular function: RNA binding; protein binding; translation activator activity. NCBI's taxonomy places the organism in Eukaryota, Metazoa, Chordata, Actinopteri, Cypriniformes, Cyprinidae. Bases 267 to 1445 code for a protein of 392 amino acids. The transcript has 11 exons. The record is from RefSeq and is a predicted model, not a curated record. Gene Ontology annotation, biological process: regulation of translational initiation.